Strongyloides ratti is the source of this 1296-nucleotide messenger RNA. Its product is annotated as Glycogen synthase kinase 3 alpha. Lineage: Eukaryota; Metazoa; Nematoda; Chromadorea; Rhabditida; Strongyloididae. The record is from RefSeq and is a predicted model, not a curated record. Gene Ontology annotation, molecular function: protein serine/threonine kinase activity; ATP binding. Bases 1 to 1296 code for a protein of 431 amino acids. Gene Ontology annotation, cellular component: cytoplasm. The transcript is spliced from 2 exons. Gene Ontology annotation, biological process: signal transduction; protein phosphorylation.
AUGAUGAAUGAUACUCCUAAUGCUAGUAUUAGAAGUGUUAAAUCACCAUCUAAAACAAAAGCGUUCCUUAGUUCAUUGAAUCGUUCUCUUACCUCUAUUAUUCCUGGUCGUUCAACAACUGAAAAAAAUACCAAAAUAAUGUCAAAUGAUAAUAAUAUAACGGGUUUUAGUAAAAGAAGACAAUCUUCGAUUGUAAAAUGUAAGACAUAUUGUGUAUUUGUUCCACAAGAAAAGACUAAAUAUCAUUAUGAUAAAAUAUCUAUUGAUAAAAAUUUUACUCCUGAAUUUGAUGAAAAUUAUGGAGAAGAUAUACCAACAAAUAUUCAAUUAAUAGAAGAACGUGUCAUUGGUCAAGGAUCUUUUGGUACUGUAAAAUUAUAUUUAACCGAAAAUAAUGAAAGAGUUGCUUUAAAAACUGUACUUCAAGAUCAAAAUUAUAAACAUAGAGAAUUACCUAUUUCAAGAAAGUUAAGUCAUCCAAAUAUUGUAAUAUUAAAAUUCUACUUCAUGACAGAUGGUAAAAAAGAUAAUACAUAUUAUAAUUUGGCGUUUGAAUUCAUGCCAGGAUCAGCAGAAAAUAUAAUUAAAACAUUUAAAAUGCAACGUGAAAGACUGCCUCCAUUACUUGUUAAAUCUUUUGUUUAUCAAUUAUUUAGAGGAAUGGGUUAUUUGCAUUCACUUAAUAUAUGUCAUAGAGAUAUCAAACCAUCUAAUAUUCUUGUUGACAUGAAAAAAGGAACACUUAAAAUUUGUGAUUUUGGAUCUGCUAAGGUCCUCCAUCCUGAUGAAUCAAAUUUAGCAUACAUUUGUUCAAGAUAUUAUCGAGCCCCUGAAUUGAUAUGUGGUGCUCAAAAAUAUACAGUUGCUGUUGAUAUAUGGUCUUGUGGAGCAGUAUUUGCUGAAUUAGUAACAUGUGAGGCAUUAUUCCCUGGUGUGGAUUCAAUAGACCAAUUUAGUUGUAUAAUCAAAAUUCUAGGUACACCAACCAAAGAUGAUAUGAUUGCAUUAAAUUAUAAUAAUGCUAAAAGACCUUUACCAUUUAUUGGUGGUCCAAAUUGGCCUAAAUUAUUGAUAAGAAAUUCAUCACCAAAUUGUCUAGAGAUAUUAGGAAAAUUAUUAACUUAUAAUCCAAAUAAAAGACCAAAAGCCUUCCAAAUAUUAUUAGAUCCAUAUUUUGAAUCUCUAACAGAUCCAAGUGUAUAUUCAAAUGCAAAAUUUGAUAUACCAAAAUUAUUUAAUUUUACUCUUAUGGAACUUCAAACUGAACCAGAGUUAAGAAAACUUCUUAGGAGUUAA